UAGGCUUUUUAGAACGGAGGAGAUCGAUGGCGGCCGCGGUGGAGGGCGUAAUUAGGGUUGAGGAGGUAGCCGGGAGAGGAAGGGCUCUGGUAGCCACUCAGCCGCUAAGGGCAGGGGAAAUCGUCCUUAGAGAAUCUCCCAUCCUUGUCUACUCUGCUCUUCCUCUAAUCAAACCCCAGCAGCACCAGAAUUCCUCGUAUUACUGCGAUUACUGCUUCAGAACAUUAUCGUCAGCCUCUUCGGUGUUUUCAUGUCCAUGCUGCUCCGCCCUCCAUUUCUGUAGCCAAAGAUGUCUCUCUGUGGCCCAAUCUUCGUCCCACUCUCCUUGGGUAUGUCAAGCUCUCUGCCGCCUCCGAGAUUCCCUUUCGCUGCAGCCACCGGAACGCCAGGUCCAAGCUCAAUUCCUCGUCGCCGCAUACAACAUUGCUCUUGUUUCUCCUGCUCACUUCCAGAUUCUUCUCUCUCUUCAAGGUCGUGUUUUCGAUUGUGAUGCUGGCGACGCUCAGUUCCUCCAUUCCCUCAUCUGCUCCGUCUGUCCUCCCACCCAACUUCCCGGAGUUUCAUUAGAACUCUCGGCGGCUCUACUUGCCAAAGACAAGCUCAAUGCGUUUUGUCUGAUGGAACCCCUUAUUCAGAAGAAUGGACAGAGAUCCGUUCGAGCAUACGCUAUAUACCCGACUGCCUCCUUCUUCAACCAUGAUUGCCUUCCAAAUGCUUGCAGAUUCGAUUACAUUGAUUCUGCCUCUGAUGCUAACAACACAGACAUGAUUAUCAGGAUGAUUCAUGAUGUUCCACAAGGCAGGGAGAUCUGUUUGAGUUAUUUUCCCGUUAAUAUGAACUACUCCAGCCGGCAAAAGAGGUUGUUGGAAGACUAUGGCUUCUCAUGUGACUGCGAUCGAUGCAAGGUCGAAGCUACCUGGUCUGACAAUGAGGACGAUGCUGGGGAAGACGGAGAGGAUGAGGAGGUCAUGGAAGAGGACCAGGAUGAAGAAAUGGAUGCAGAGGAAACCUCGGGAGCUGAACAUGAGAAUGGAGCCUCAGACUCGGACUUUCCUCACGCCUAUUUCUUUUUGAGAUACAUGUGCAAUGAAGAGAAUUGCGGCGGUACAUUGGCUCCUUUGCCUCCUUCCGGUUCUUCCACAUCCAAUGUUUUGGAGUGCAAUGUCUGUGGCAACCUCAAGAAGGAUGAAGUCAUCAACCAGUGACCUUUCUUCUGUACCCCGUUUUGUGGCUAUCUUCCGCUUCCUUUUCAAAUCCUCUAAAUGGUCAUCUUCCUCUUCCUUUUCCACCCCCCCCCCCCUGGUAUUUUAUACAAUUGAGAUCUUUCUUGAGAACACUCUUUACAUUUAGGAAAAUGUAAAAGCUGUCUUAAUUCCUGUUCUAUACCACAGGCUGGGUAGCAACUGCCGGUGCUUGUUGAGGCAGUGGAUAGCCGACAUGCUGUCCAGAUAGAUUUUGCCAGUGGUAGUUGAUCUAAUUUGUUUGUCAUAUUCUUCUACUCUGGAAUUUUCUUUCAUGAAUGCAUGCAGUAAUCUAGUUUCUGGUCAAAUUACAA
Molecule: messenger RNA, 1555 nt
Organism: Tripterygium wilfordii
Lineage: Eukaryota; Viridiplantae; Streptophyta; Magnoliopsida; Celastrales; Celastraceae
Product: histone-lysine N-methyltransferase ASHR2
Exons: 2
Coding region: 27-1205 (392 amino acids)
Molecular function (GO): protein binding
Source: RefSeq, a predicted model, not a curated record